Messenger RNA from Closterium sp. Yama58-4, 3597 nucleotides. The record is from the annotation of a GenBank genome assembly. NCBI's taxonomy places the organism in Eukaryota, Viridiplantae, Streptophyta, Zygnematophyceae, Desmidiales, Closteriaceae.
AUGCCGGCCAUCACUCGCGCGUCGUUAAACCGCGUGGACGCGGCCGGCGUGUGGUUCGACUGCAACGACGGCUUCGCGCUCCGCGUGACCCCCGUUGCGCGCAACCUCUUCCGCGUGCUCUUCCUCCGCCCCGGCGGCCUCCGCGAGCCGCGCACCUGGUCCGUCUGCUGCGACCGCGCGGACGCGGAAUCUGCAUCUGUAGCGGCGCAACCCGCAGCGGAAUCUCCUUCCGCAGCAGCAGGCGCAGCAGCAGUAGGCGCAGCAGCAGCAGGCGCAUCGGGGGCGUUUCAAGUGCCUUUCACAGGCGAUCUCCCGCGAAGCCCGCUGCUUCCCUCACCGUACGAUCCGCCAUGGGAGGGAUACGACCGUCUCAACAUCCCCUUCGCGCCCAUGUAUUACUCCGUGGAAGAAACCACAGUGGCGCUGACAGAACAGGGCACUCUCCCGCAAUCGGGGAGCGCUAUAACGGAGGCUACAGCGCCCCAAGCUCCCGCCGUUACCAUCCGAACGUCGCAGCUGAUCCUGACCGUCCGUUUGGAGCCGUUUCAUCUCUCAUGGGCCGUUCCUAGCAGCACCGCACCUGCGGUCGCGGCCCGGCUUAUAACGGGGAUGAAAACGGACGAAAAGUGCUGCCCUGUUGUUUUCGCAGAGGACAGAGAAAGCUGCCCGUACCGUUUCUCAGACCGUUCCUUCGCGUUUGAACACGCCAUGAAACGAUGCCCGCCCUCCUCUGCUCAUGCCGAUGCUGCUUCUGCCGCUUCUGCCGCUUCUGCUGCUGAUGCUAAUAUUGAUGCUGCAGUUGCUGCUACUGCUGGUGCUGAUGGUGCUGCUACAGCAGCAGCCGCACCAGGAGGCGAUUUUUACUUCGGACUUGGCGACAAGACGGGUCCUCUCAACCUGCACUCGCGCCGCCUCGCUAUAGGCAUGCGCGACGCGCUCGGCUUCGACCCGUUACAAGGCGAUCCCCUUUAUAAGCACUGGCCGCUGCUGCUGACGCGCGACGCGCGCACGCGCGUGUGCUACGGCCAGCUGUACGACAGCCUGGCGGAUGGUGCUGACGUGGACUUGGGGUGCGAGAACAGCAAUUAUUACGGGCCAUACAGAGUGUGGAAAGGAAGAGAUGGGGAUUUGGAUAUGUAUAUGGGGGUGGGGCCAGGGGUCAGAGAGGUGAUAGGGACGUUCUCUAGGCUAAUGACUGGGGGGUUGAGAGAGAAGAGUGGGAAAAGAGAGGAAGGAGGGGAGGAGAGUGGCGCUGAAGGGAGAGGAAGGGAGAGGGUUGGGGAAGGAAGAGUUAAAGAGAGUGGAAUAUUGGUGUCUGCAUCAUUACCAUCACCUCCACGAGCCGUAGGGCCCGCUCUGAUACCACGGUGGACGCUGGGCCUCCACCUCACCGCCAUGCCGCUAGCCGACGCUCCAGAUGCGCAGGCGCGCAUCUCACGAUUCAUCUCAGCCGCUCGUUCCACCCACAUGCCGGUCAGUGCGUUUCACUUCGGUUCUGGCUACACCAUGAUUGGCAAGCGCAGGUACGUUUUCCACUGGAACUUAGCUAAGUUUCCGGACCCGCAGGGGCUGGUGGGGGAGAUGAGGGGGGCUGGGAUGCGGGUGGUAGCGAAUGUGAAGCCUUGUAUGCUGAUGGACCAUCCGAGGUAUGGUGAAGUGGGUGCGGGGAAUGGGUUUGUUUUCUUGAGUGGAGUUGCAGCGGCAGGAGGUGCAGAUGGGGUAAAGGGGACAGGAGGAGCAGGGACAGGAGGAGCAGGGACAGGAGGAGCAGGGACAGGAGUGAAUGCGGCAGGAGGAGGGGCAGGAGGAGGGGCAGGAGUAGGGGGAGGGGGAGGAGUAGGAGGAGGGGGAGGAAGAGGGGGAGCGGGAGCAGGAGCAGCAGGGUCAGAGAAGGCAUCAGGGUCCCUUCCAAAGCCGAGUGCAGCAGAACAGGCAAUCCCAGCCGAAGCCACACCGCCUGCCCUUGCUGCUGCCUCAAUCCCCUCGGCCUCUGCUGCCGCUACACUGCCUGCUAUAAGCCAGUUCUGGGACGGGCUGGGGGCACAUUUGGACUUCACCAACCCCACCACCAUAGCAUGGUGGCAGGCCAACUUGCAGCGAGCGCUGCUCGAUGUUGGUAUCGAGACUGCAUGGAAUGACAAUAACGAGUAUGAGAUCUGGGAGGAGGACGCGUGCAGUCACAUGUUCGGCCGGCCCGAGCCGCUGUCUCUGCAUCGGCCGAUCCACGCGCUGAUGAUGACCCGGGCCUCGUUCGAGCAGCAGGUUCGGGCCGAGCCUGGCCGCCGGCCCUACUCGGUUACCAGAGCUGGAGGAUUUGGCAUUCAGAGAUACGCGCAGACCUGGUCGGGGGAUAAUUCCACUAGCUGGAAAUCACUCAGGUGGAACCUCCGCCUCGGCCUCUGCCUCUCCCUCUCUGGUCUCUUCAACUGCGGUCACGACGUCGGUGGCUUUUCUGGACCUCCUCCCGAGCCUGAGCUUCUGGUUCGGUGGGUCCAAGCCGGCCUGCUGCACCCGCGAUUCCUCAUGAACAGCUGGAAGCCCGACGGAACCAUCACCUGCCCUUGGAUGUACCCCGAUUCGAUCCCAGCCGUCCGUUGGUCCGUGCGGCUGCGAUACCGCCUAAUCCCAUACCUCUACUCUCUCUCCUUCCGAGCCUCUUUUUUUCACGAACCUAUAAUCCGCCCGACGUUUUACGAUUUUCCCGAGGAUGACCGAUGCUGGAGGGACGGGGAGGAGCUUAUGGUGGGACCCAUGCUGCUAGCAGCCCCUGUGGUAGAACGUGGGGCACGCCAGAGAAAAGUUUACCUGCCCGGCGGGCAGCCUGGGAGGAAAAGUAGCGCUGGUUCCUCUGAAACCUCAGCUGUGUGUUGCGGAUGGUUUGAUUUUUACUCGGAGGAGUUUUUCCGGCCCGGGCAGGUUGUGACGGUGGCCGCUCCGCUUGACCGAGUGCCGCUGUUUGUUCGGGCAGGUGGGAUAGUGGCAAUGACUGAAAGCACGGUGGAUUUCAGUGGGUUACAUAAUGAGGGCUCUAGGGUUCUCAGAGUGUUCCCUCCCCCUGUGGGUUCUGCUGCUGGUGCUGCUGGUGCUGGUGCUGGUGCUGGUGCUGCUAGUGUUGCUGGUGCUGGUGCUGGUGGUUAUUCUGCUGCUACUCGCGCUGCUGGCACUGCUGCUGCUGCAGCUGGAGCGUCAGGGGUAGGUGGUGGGGAGAGCCGGUGCGUCUUGUACGAGGACGAUGGGGAGACUCUUAAAGGGGACGGAGCAGAGGUGCAUGUGUGCAUGCAGUGGGACGCACAGAAGGUGGUGGUGACUGUAACGAUCGUGCAUGUAUCGGGAGGAAGUGGAGACGAGAGUGGUGUGGAUAGCAGAGGAGAGAGCAGCAGCGGAGGGGAGAGCAGCAGAGGGGAGAGCAGCAGAGGGGAGAGCAGCAGAGGAGGCGGGUAUAGAGUCCCUUGGGAGACUCUCAGGGUGGCUUUACCGGCUGCAGACACACGCGAGCUGGUGAUACAGUGGGGGGAUGGAGAUGGAAGCGAGGUGGUGAAUGACAAAGGGCAGGUGGUUGGGGUGGAGCAAGGGGCGUUUGUUUGGCACUCGCUGUGA